Penicillium samsonianum is the source of this 3084-nucleotide messenger RNA. RefSeq lists its product as uncharacterized. Gene Ontology annotation, cellular component: cytoplasm. Gene Ontology annotation, molecular function: mRNA binding. The transcript is spliced from 5 exons. NCBI's taxonomy places the organism in Eukaryota, Fungi, Ascomycota, Eurotiomycetes, Eurotiales, Aspergillaceae. Bases 1 to 3084 code for a protein of 1027 amino acids. The record is from RefSeq and is a predicted model, not a curated record. Gene Ontology annotation, biological process: post-transcriptional regulation of gene expression.
AUGGCCUUCAAGCACGGGCUGAGUGAACGCCUCGACGAGCUGCGAUUCCCCUCCCCACGAUCCCCGCCCUCGGAGUCUGCGUUCCCUGGGUACACUUCUCUUUCCCCGGGUCAUUCGAACUUUGGAUCGGGAUUCUCGUCUCGUCCGGCUGGUGAUGUUCGAGCGAACCUGCAACGUCGGUUUACGACCGAUUCGAGCAAGUUCUCGUCAUGGAAUUAUUUGAAUCCAACCUCGGGAUCUGGCUCGAACUCUGGCUCUGGUUCUGGCCAGAUGCAGGAUCCGGUGGAUUUAUUGUCUUCGUUUGAGAAAAAGAGACAGCACAUCGAGUACAUGCGUGAACAGAAGCGCCGCUUUGAAGAAGAUAUGAAAAUCCUGGAUCUUCAGCACGCUCGCGAGAAACUGGAGAUGGACCAGCUCGCUCGGGACUUGGCUCAGGCUGGCAUCUCUGGCCCAGUCAGUGAGCCAACCACCCCGCCUGAGUACCGUGAUACUACUGUGUCGAGUGCCUUUGGCCGGCCUGCUCGUUUCUCUACCUCAAGUGUGACGUCUUCGCCCGGAUUCUUCAAUGCUUUUGCUCCUUCGACCUUGACUUCGCCUCAGGCUGCUUCCCAGCCUGCCCAGCCGUCAAUUGACCGAUUUGCCGGACACUCUGUCCCUGGUUCACGCCGAAACUCCGAGAAGGACGACUUCCUUGCCGAUCCUACUUCUCCCUUCCGGUCGGGCCCAUCUGUUGUUCAUCGAUACUCGCUGCCCUCUGGCAACCCGAAUGGCCAGUCUCAUCGGUCUAGCAUCUCGGGUUUGAACGGAUCCCGCCUUGAUAACUUCAACGUCCCCAAGUAUCUUUUCCCCAGUGACGAAGACAAGCCUCAUAGCCAUCUGAGGGAGCUGGAACGCCUGUCGACUCCUGACAUCAAGAGUUACAUCAAGUUGACCGAGCCUGAUGACAAGUUCCCAACCCUGUCCCGUCGUGGUGACUCGAACAUGUUGUCGGCGAACCCUGAUGCCCAUGAUCUUGCCAACCCUCGUGCCCCAGGGGCCGAGAAUUAUUCCAACCACAGUCGGCACCGGUCGUCUCACCAGAGCAUGCCGCAGAACAUUCACAACGUUGGGCGCUUGGAACAGCUCGGAAGCCAGAAUAACGAGGAUCACGGCAACCCUGUCCAUACCUCACGCCACGGUGCUCGUCGUUCCAUGGGAAGCCAGAUUACAUUCCAUGAUGACCGCCAUGAUGAGACAGCAACACCUGUUGCCUCGAGCCGGCCCAAUGCUUUGCAGUCAUCAUACUCAACAAGUGAUCUGCCUACUAUUAAGGGAAAUGGAGCCGGCAACGCUAUUACUCCUCCCAAGACUCAAAAUGAGCACAUGCAUCACCACAAUACAAGCAUGGGACGCAUUCCCCAGAGUGGUGUGAAUAACCAGGUUAAGGCCGAGUUUGAUGAGAACGAGUUUUAUGGUAAUCAAUCGACUUUGCACGCGAGUGCUCCACCCUUCGGGCCUCAGCUCACUUCGGCUGCCUCUACCAACCACGUUCCUAGUUCAGUUGUUCAAAUGGGUUUGCCAUUCCAAGUCCCUGCAGUUCCUGCCUUCAAUUAUGGAAUCCAGCCCCCCUAUGUCGGCCAAGCAACCCCGAUCAACGGUCAUAUGCAAAACUUCGGAGGGGCUUCUGCCUACACCAAUGCCUAUCCUGGCUAUGGUGGUCCUGGCUUCCGCUUUAAUGAACCUGCAGCCCGAGGCAGCAUGGCUCAGCGUCGCCAGGAAAAUGAUGCGACCCAGCUCACUCGUUUCGGCAACUACCCUUUGGAGCAUUACAAGGGUGAGUUGUACAGCCUGUGCAAGGAUCAGCAUGGUUGUCGAUACUUGCAGCGCAAGUUGGAGGAGCGUAACCCGGAGCACGUGCAGCUGAUUUUCAGUGAGACUUACAUGCAUGUUAUUGAGCUCAUGACUGAUCCAUUUGGCAAUUAUCUUUGCCAGAAGUUGCUAGAAUACUCCAACGACGAACAACGCACUGCUUUGAUUGAUAAUGCUGCGCCAGAGUUGGUCAAGAUUGCCCUGAAUCAGCAUGGAACUCGUGCACUGCAGAAGAUGAUUGAAUUCAUCUCGACUUCCCAGCAGACUCAGACAGUCAUCAAUGCGUUGCAGUAUCAUGUCGUUGAUCUGGUACAGGAUCUGAAUGGCAACCAUGUUAUUCAGAAAUGCCUCAACCGCCUCACUCCCGAGGAUGCCGAGUUCAUUUACGAAGCUGUCGGAGGCAAUUGUGUGGUUGUUGGUACUCAUCGACAUGGAUGUUGUGUCCUUCAGCGUUGCAUUGAUCAUGCUUCGGGUCAUCAGAAGGCUCGUCUGAUUUCACAGAUUACCUCGCACUCAUUCGCUUUGGUCCAGGAUCCCUUCGGAAAUUAUGUUGUGCAAUACAUUCUGGACCUUGCGGAGCCUAGCUUCACCAACCCGUUGUGUGCUACCUUUGGAGGCAAUAUUCCUCAGCUGUCCAAGCAAAAGUUCAGCUCCAAUGUGAUCGAGAAGUGCCUCCGGACUGCUGACAACUACAUGAAGCGUGAGAUGAUUGAUGAAUUCCUUAUGGGCAAUGAGCUUGAAAAGAUGCUGCGUGAUUCAUUUGCGAACUACGUUGUUCAGACUGCCAUGGACUUCUGUGACCUCGACACUCGCAACCGCAUUGUGGAGGCUGUUCGUCCUAUUCUUCCGUCAAUCCGCCAAACUCCUCACGGUCGUCGUAUUGCUGGCAAGAUCAUGGCUGCGGAUACCAACAGCCGCAGCAACGGUAGCAGCGCUACUACCAGCGGCCAGGUCACCCCCAAUGAAAUGAGCAGCACUGCACAGAUUCCGAAGAACUUGCUGCAGAAGCCAUUCAUUUACCAUCAGCCUGGUACUCAGAGUACUCAGAGUACCCAGAGUACUCAGUCUUCGAGCUCAUCUGGCGGAUACAGCAGCCAGACCUAUGUACCUCAAUCCUCUCAGAGCUCUGUCUCCAACACUCCUUCCGGCCAAAGUGACACCUCGUCUGUUUACACUGCGCCCACCCCUCAGCUGUCCGCGAAGCUUGGACCGCAGCAAAUCCAGAACUACUUCUGA